Molecule: messenger RNA, 850 nt
Organism: Periophthalmus magnuspinnatus
Lineage: Eukaryota; Metazoa; Chordata; Actinopteri; Gobiiformes; Gobiidae
Product: B-cell receptor CD22-like
Exons: 6
Coding region: 1-780 (259 amino acids)
Source: RefSeq, a predicted model, not a curated record
AUGUUUAUUCAGAUGAUACUAAUCUUACUGCUGAGUUCAGACUCUCCCUGGAGCCCCACAAUAGAAGUCUCUGGUAAACAGACAGAGACAGAGGUGGUGACUAUAACCUGCUCAGCUGUCACUCCCUGUCCACACGCCCCUCCUCAGCUCACAUGGGACCUCCACCAAGGCACUGUCCACAUCACAGAGACCAACGGGACAUUUACCACUAAAAUCACACAGAACAUCACUCUGACAGACGCCCAUGAUGGACUAAUGAUAAAGUGUAAUGCAGCGUAUCCUGUGAGUGGAGGAUUCAAAACAACAGAAAAUACCAUCACUCUCAAUGUUACAUAUGGUCCUAAAAACACCUCAGUGGAGGUCAGUCCGUCCGGUUCACUGUCAGCAGGUCAGUCAGUGACGCUGAGCUGCUCCAGCAGAGCCAAGCCUCCUGUCCACCACUUCACCUGGUUCAGACACAGCUCACAGGGACCAGCCAAUGUCAGCCAGGGACACACGUACAGCUUCAACCUCACUGAAGAGGGACAGUACUAUUGUGUGGCCUCAAAUACACUUGGACAUGAUUCAUCUCCAGCCAUUACACUGAGUAUAACAGAGUCUGGACCCAGUGUUGUGACUUGGAUUGGCCCAUACAACAUAGUGAAGCUCUGUGGGAUUAUACUGCUCUACAGCUCCCUGCUCCUUCUGGAAUGCUGGUUUAGAUCAACUUGUGUCAAGAAACAGGAACAGAGCCCAGAGGCAGCAGCACAUGUCAAUCGUGUCAUUGAAAAUCAAGAUUAAAACCAUUUGUGUUUAGUGUUUCCUGCUUAUGUUGUAUUUGAUCAGAUACCUGCAAAACAACAAAUACUAG